This is a messenger RNA of Mesocestoides corti, 1677 nucleotides long. Lineage: Eukaryota; Metazoa; Platyhelminthes; Cestoda; Cyclophyllidea; Mesocestoididae. The record is from the annotation of a GenBank genome assembly.
AUGCUGACUUUUGUAGAUGAAAUGAGCAACCACUCCGAUGUCAAUGCUGAUGUCUCAUCGAAGAACUGGAGACGAGCAUUUCCACCAACGCCUCCGCCUUCACCAACGCCAGUUCACCACCACCAUCGCCACCUCCAUCUAUGCAUCCACAUCCAACACCACCACAAGCACCACCACCACCACCUCCAACACAAUCACUACCACACCCACAACCAGCAUUUCCACCAACGCCUCCGCCUUCACCACCAGCUUCACCAACUGGGUUCUGUUGUAGGUCACUCGGGGGUCAACCAAUUGGGUGGCGUGUUCAUCAACGGCCGUCCGCUGCCCGACUCGACGCGUCAGCGGAUAAUCGAGCUGGCGCAUUCAGGAGCUCGGCCCUGCGACAUCUCGCGCAUCCUCCAAGUCUCCAACGGCUGCGUCUCCAAAAUCCUCUGUCGCUACUACGAGACGGGAUCCAUUAGACCCAAGACUAUCGGCGGCAGUAAGCCACGAGUUGCCACGGACGCGGUUGUCGUGAAAAUAGCCGCCUACAAACGCGAAUGUCCCUCCAUCUUUGCCUGGGAGAUCCGUGACCGAUUGCUUCAGGAGGGAGUCUGCUCUGAGACCAACAUUCCCAGUGUUUCAUCAAUUAACCGAGUGCUGCGUAAUCUCUCAACUGAAAAUGUCAACAACGUAAAACACCGCCACUUCAAUUAUCACACCGGAGAUUGUCAUGCGAUUCCAGCAGCUGCGACGUUGACAGCAGCUGCAGCUGCCGCGGCAGCCGCCUCCACAAAGAGCGGCCUCACUCAGGAACCCCAAGUGCGCUUGCAGGACCCUCUUGUCACACCCCACCAGCACCCACCUCCCCGGCUUCAUCCUCAUCCGGCAUCGCCGCCAUCUUCCCCUCAUUUUCCGCUUUCCACGUGGACGGGGACCUGGUAUCAACCCGCACCUCCUUCAACUGUUAUCCCGCCGAAAUUUGGUGAUUAUCACAGCGGAUACAGCAGUGCCGGUGUGGAUUACUGUCCGGUUAUUUGCGCAGACCCCCGAACCCACCACCACCACCACCAACUUCAGUGGCAGGAGAAAUGGACCACCACGGAUUGCGCGAAACUGGUCGGCAGUAAAGGUGAUAUUUGUCUAACCAGACAAAACUACCGUGGUUAUCCGACAGACAGCCCACUAGCAACCAAGGACGAGGCGACUGUCCAGCAGCGAUUCCGAGCUGCCUUCUCGGCUGAGCAGAUCAAAGAAUUAGAACGAGAAUUCAAGAGGUCGCCUUACCCAGACAUCGUGUCCCGCGAGAGGCUGGCCAAUGACCUUCGAAUGGCCGAGGCCCGAAUUCAAGUUUGGUUCGCCAAUAGGCGAGCUAAGUGGCGGCGAGAUGAGCGUUGCCGAUUGGAAGGUGGCGCCACAAGGUCACAAUCAUCCACAUCAUCUCAGGCCUACCGUCAACCAGAAGCGAGCAAAUCUCCCGCAUUGGUAAUCGAUUCCCGCAGAUACGACGCAAAUGGUUCAGUUUUCCCACCACUGAAUGAAUGCCUCUACAAAUCCAACGGAUCCGGCCAACUAACCAAUCUCCAACCAGCCAAUCUGACCACUCUAAACCGUCUUUUCGGGCCCUGGUCAGAGACCCAUGAAGUACCACUGGCCCGAUCGAAUGACACUUCACUUGACCGACCCGUCUUCUAG